AUGAAGGCUGUUCUCUCCCUUCUCCUGGCCUAUGUUGCUAUCACUGGCUCAAAGUCAAUCAGUGAUGAUGCUGCAGAAGAUUCUGUCUACAAUGUUACAAUAGAGGGAUGUGGAACUGCCAAAUUUGUUAAUUUUGAUGAUUUAAACAAAACAACUCUUGUUAACAUUCAAAAGAGUAUGUGCCUCAAUCUUCCAAAAGCAAUAGAGGCAGUUGAUACAGAUCCAGAACGAUACAGAAAAUGGUUUGGUGAGCAUUCAAAAAGUCGCAGUGACCUUGUGAAGAGGAAUCUCCAGAAGCUAUACGAUGGCUUGACUAAGACUACUCUUGUGUACCAGAAUUUUCAAAUGCUGUGUGACUUUGCUGGGUCUACAGCACAUUCUGGUGGCCCAAUUCUCAAAGUGAUGUUCACAUGUCCACUGUUGUAUACACUCUCCCCUUUCUGUGCUGGCAAGAAACAGAAGACUAUGGAGGGAAUAAUUCUACGCGAGUGGAUGUUUGCUUUUGCCUUUACUUAUCCGAGUGGGAUUGGAAGUGAUAUCGCAAGGAUAAAGGCUAGAGAUAAUCCGGAUAAAGCAGUAAAGAUUGGAGAUAAUUAUGAAUACUUUUAUUGUAACACUGAGUGA
Amphimedon queenslandica is the source of this 624-nucleotide messenger RNA. RefSeq lists its product as uncharacterized. The record is from RefSeq and is a predicted model, not a curated record. Gene Ontology annotation, molecular function: metalloendopeptidase activity. The transcript has a single exon. The coding region runs from base 1 to 624 and encodes 207 amino acids. Lineage: Eukaryota; Metazoa; Porifera; Demospongiae; Haplosclerida; Niphatidae.